GCACGUGACUUGCCCAGGAGAGGGACCUGACAGAGCCCGGCCGGGCUUCCUCACCUCUGGCGGGUCUCUGGUCUCCACCCAGAUGGAUGGUGUAUGCUCUGAGAAAGUGGGCUGUUCCCUGCUGUUGGUGGGCGUGGGGCUGGGAGGGUUCGCGCUCCUGGCUGUGCUGGUUCUGUCCGUCUGUCUGUGCCGGCUCCAUCGGAGAGUGAGGAAGCUGGAGAGGAACUGGGCCCAGCACCCAGAGCAGGAGCUCCAUUAUGCCUCUCUCCAAGGACUGUCCACUGCUGAGAGGGAACCCUCCAAGGAGGACCCGAGCACCGACUACGCCAGCGUCAUCAAACACGGAUCCUCCUGACACCCUCACGCGCCUCCCUCUGCCCAGGCUGCGGGUCGGGGCUGCAGACUGGUUCCCUC
Sorex fumeus (smoky shrew) is the source of this 414-nucleotide messenger RNA. It is a transcript of the gene LST1, whose product is annotated as leukocyte specific transcript 1. NCBI's taxonomy places the organism in Eukaryota, Metazoa, Chordata, Mammalia, Eulipotyphla, Soricidae. Gene Ontology annotation, biological process: cell morphogenesis; dendrite development; immune response. The record is from RefSeq and is a predicted model, not a curated record. Bases 83 to 355 code for a protein of 90 amino acids. The transcript has 4 exons. Gene Ontology annotation, cellular component: membrane.